AAACAAAUAAAUUGUAAAAUAGUAAUACUAAACGUUUAAAAAAUAUAUUAAUAUUAUUAAUAAUAAUUAAUAAUUAUAAUACUAUACAUAAUUUAUUAUUGAAUUAUACUGCUGUGAUUAAUUUUUUUCUCAACUUAACGUGCUAAAUUGAAUGUGAAUACGUAGUGAUCAACAAUAUAUAUUAUACACUGUAUAAUUAAUAAUUACAGAUGUUUUAUACUAACGUAGAUGAGAACUGUUCUAAUGAUAAUAUUAGUCAAAAUGUUUCCGUCAAACUAUAUGAAACUGAGUGGAGAUACUUAUUCAAUAUCACCAACACUAAUGAACUACGGACCACUGCUAUUAAAGCUAAAUUGCGGACAUCUAGAUUUAGAAGUCUGUGUUGGCGUCUUUUACUGGAAAUACUACCACCAGAUUCAACUAAAUGGUUGAUGGCUAUUGAAAAAUAUCGGUCAUUGUAUGAACAAAUUAAAUCAACACAUGACAAUGAUCCUCAUGCACAGGAUUCUGGACCUGAUGACCCAUUGUCACAGCAUGAAGAUAGUAUUUGGAAACAAUAUUUUAAAGACAUUGAAUUAAAGAAAGUUAUUGAACAAGAUGUGGUUCGAACUUCCCCUGGAGUUGAAUUUUUUGGAACAGAAAAAAUUCGAAAAAUAAUGAUUGAUAUAUUGUUUUGUUAUUCAAGGGAACAUCCUGAUUUAUGCUAUAGACAAGGUAUGCAUGAAAUCCUUGCACCAUUAUUGUUUGUUCUCCAUUGUGAUCAUCAGGCAUUACUUCAUGUUUUGGAGCAAUCAUCUUCUGAUGUUAGUGAUUUGAUCAAGAAAAUCCUUGAUCCUGCUUAUUUAGAAGCAGAUGCGUAUUCCCUAUUUAAUAUUAUAAUGGAAGUAAUGAAGGAUUAUUAUAACAUAAAUGAUUUUAUUGUGUCUGCACCAAAACCAACUGAGCAUGUAAAGACAACUAGCUCUACAUCUAAUAGUGAAGUUGUUCAAAAACUUUCCAAAAUUCGUGAUACAAUGUUAACAAAACAUGACCCAGAACUAUAUGGGCAUUUAUUAGAUCUGGAUAUUUCAUUUACUACUUUUGGAGUACGUUGGCUAAGAUUAUUGUUUGGAGGAGAGUUUUCUUCGAUGGAUUUAUUAGUGUUAUGGGAUGCUAUUUUUGCUACAUCACCUCAAGACUUUGCAUUGGUUAAUCAUAUUUUUGUGGCUAUGUUGGUCCUUAUACGAAUUCAAUUACUUAAAAGUGAUAAUACGGACUGUUUAAAACAUUUAAUGAGAUAUCCACAUGUUGAUGUAAUGACUGUUAUUGAAUAUGCCUUGCAUAUGUUUGAUCCCAAGAUGUACAAGUUACCAUCUAUUAUAAAUUCUCUCAAACACGAUAAGAGUGAGAACAUAAAAUCUAAUGUUACAGAUCAUCAGCCUGAACGGCCAUCUAAACUUAAUACUUAUUUACCAAGGCCAACAAGAAAUUCAGCAGAUGACCUACUUGAAUUGUGUAGAAUUAAGUUAUUGCAGUAUCAUUCCAUUUUAAAUCCAGUUGUCCCUAUUCAAAAUAAAGAGGCAAGACAAGCAUUAACUGGAAUGCUAGAGUUGUGUGGAAUGCUUAAUUCGCGUCCAGGUAUCAUAGAAAUGGGUAAAGAUGUUGUGAGAAGCACAACAACCCCAAUUGAUACAUUGCUUACACCUGAAACACCAGAAGGAGGACCAUUGUUACCUCCUCCUGCUUCUGCCAUCACUAUGAAGGUAUUUCGUAAGACAGAAAAUUCAUCUGACUCACAAAUACAAGGAGCACCAACAAAAAAUCCAUUGAAACAAAUGAAACGCUUUUAAUGAGACGACGACAAUACUGCAGUUGGGAUAUAUGCUCCGCAGGAGAUUCGCAAAAUUAUCAGAGUUCACAAAAAGAGUCUCUAUAAUGACUUAAAAAUCAAGAGGGCAGUAAAAAUAAGAGUGCCUGUUCAUAAUAGUAGGUAUAAUCUACACCAAGAGAGAGAAUAAAGUCAAACUUACAUCCGCUGACACAAAUGAGCAGCGAAAUAUUUACCAUCUGGCUAAUAGCUUUAGUAAAAACAAAAUCAAUUUUAGUGAGAUACCGGUAUACGUUAAUCGGGCAGAUUUGCAGAGCGAUCACGCGCUGGCGGAAACUCGAAAGGACAAAAAAGUUCCAAACUGAAAAAUGACUUGAACAAAUGGAAAUCGCUCAAAAUACCACCAGAAAACUCUAAAUUUGAAAAAGCUUUGCGUAAAGACUGCUGUCGGCUCUUACAUGGACAUAAUUAUAGCCAGACAAAACAAAUGAGUGACUUCUGUUUGAUCGAAGGACGUCGUAGAACGAAAAUUGAAGAAGAAGAAUACGUAUUCUAGGACCGUCUUGUUCGUAUCCUUGUUUAAUCAGACUGACGCUAAAAACCUCACUAAUUGGCCACAUGUUCAUUAGCAGAUAUUUGAGUUCGUGUGCACGCAUUUUUCUUAUUUCCGAAAUUCAACUGAACUUUAAUACUUGAGACAAAACACGUUGUUUCAGAUGAGAGACGCGGAACAUACCGGCGAGGUUGAUUUAGAGUCCCCGUUACAGAUGUAGCAGAUGAAUUCGUUGAGAGCUCGCAAAGUAGACGACGAGACUUAUGAGACCUUGGUGCAAGGAGAGUCUUUGGCCGCGAAAAUGCCAUUUAAAACGCUAGGUAGUGAAAGGCCCGAGAUAUAUGCCGAAAAGGGGUGAAUAUUUUGGUUGCAGGUGAAUAGAUGACUGUGCAAAAA
Molecule: messenger RNA, 2756 nt
Organism: Aphis gossypii (cotton aphid)
Lineage: Eukaryota; Metazoa; Arthropoda; Insecta; Hemiptera; Aphididae
Gene: TBC1D5
Product: TBC1 domain family member 5
Exons: 15
Coding region: 210-1829 (539 amino acids)
Biological process (GO): activation of GTPase activity
Molecular function (GO): GTPase activator activity
Source: RefSeq, a predicted model, not a curated record